AAGUCAACAAAUCAAAUAAACAACUAAAAUAAAUAGAAAUCAUAUAAACUGUUUGCUAAAAUGAAUACCUAGCAUUUGGAUUUAAAGUUAAACAUACCAAAAUUUCUUCGACUUGUAGUCAUGGAAGGAUUCUGUAGAGGUUGUCUUAUAAAAUAUAAUGAACCUAUGGAGUUGCUGCAGUAUACUGAAAAGAAUAGAAGACUGUUUGUUUAUUCCACGGGUUUGCAGGUGAAAAGAAAUGAUACAUUCACAUUCCAGCUAUGUAAAGACUGCUUCCUAAACAUGAAGGCAGCUUGUAAGUUCAAGAAACUGUGUCGGACAUCAGAUAAACGCUUUAGGAACUACUUAGCAAUCAAAGAUGUUGGGGAUCCUCUGGACUUCUGUACAUUCCUUAAAAAUAGUGAUGACACUUUAACAUUCCGUCUUCCAAUGACAAGUGGGAGCAGUACACCAGCAAACCAAAAAUGCAGAGAUGAUGAUAACGAAUCAACAUGCACGAGUAUCCGUAACUUCAUGACGGAUAUCCUACAAGGCGAGGAGAUGCCGGACACUGAAGCGAGGAUCAUUAAAGAGGUUAUAGAAGAAGAAGCUGAUGUACUGGAUGACUCACUUGAUUCACACUGGUUGCAGGAUGAUAUGUCCAUUGAUACAGAUUUUAGACUGGAUUUUAGUUUCAGCCCGUUUUCAACACCGCGCACUGUUAACAAUGAUCGAUGUUAUACGCCCAAGAAGUAUGUAGAACAGAAGGAAGAACAAAUAAAUUUUUACUCUGUAAACACUGAAAAACAGUCCGAAAUAUUAAAAGAUUUUACAGAUGCUUUUAAAAAUAAUGAUGUAUUGAAAGGUUUUGAACUUGACAAAGUUAAUCAUAUAGAUAAAUCAGAACGUAAUGAAAAACAAAUAAAUGCUUUUGAUAUAGAUGAAAUUGAUGGUAAAUAUGAAGGAAAAAGUAAAAGUGAUGUCAAUAAUCACAAUAAUUUAAAGGAACUAUGCAAUUAUGGCUUAGACGAUAUUGACGGUGUCGGGAAAUCUGUUAAUAAUAGUGUGAAACAAAAUCAAAAGUUGAAAGAGCUAUUAGAUCUAAGCCUAGAUAAUAUUGACAGCAUUGACAAGCCAGAUAGCUGUACAAAUAAAACAAAUCAAAGUCUAGGAGAAUUAUGUGAUCUUAGUUUAAGUAAUUUUGAUGAUUCAGAAAGAUCUGAAAGUAAUACUUUCAAAGAUGAUCGCUGUAUUAAACAAUUAUCAGUUUUUGAAGAAAUCAAUGCCAUUGGGAAAUCAGUCAGAGGGUUAGAGUUGCCAAAUCUAAGUAUUUUAGAUAAGACCAAAAUAAGCGUAUGUCCAACUAAAGAUGUGAUUGGGUCUAUACAACCUGCUGAAAUAAGUAAUAGUAGCAUUAAUAUUGAAGCGUUAUUGAAAGACAAACCCUGUACAAUAGACAGAAAUUUAGAAGAGGCACUAAAGAAUACAGAUAAUAAAGAGUUUUCUUUGGAUGAUUUACUUGUUUCCCCACCAGUGUACCAACAGUCAGCUGCCUCCACGCCAACAAUUAAUAACAUAUUAUUUGGCGAGAAACUUGAUAUAGUCACCACUGACAAUAUAAAUCCGAAAAUUGGACAAUGUAUAGAAACAUAUGACAAUGUACAAGGUGAUAUAGAAAUAUUCGAAGAAUUCUUCCAGAAUGAUACAAAAGAAUUUGAUUUGGAUGAUAUCAAGAAAGGAAAUGGUGGUUUUAAAUCAGAAAUUGAUCAAGGAACUAUUGUUCUUGAAAAUGGUACUGUAGGUAAUAAGGAAAAUGAAAUAAUGAUGAUGGAUGUAGAUAUACCUGAUGUUAACAAAUUAUGUACUGAUAACAAAAACCAUAUUCCUGAAUCAACAACUGAGAAUACUUUAGGAGUAGUAUCUAGUACAACUGAAAAUCAAAUAUUUGAUAUAGAAACUACAUCAUGUAAUCUCUGCAACAAGCAAUUUCGAGAUGAAAGAUCUUUGUUUAUACAUUUAACGAAAAAACACAACAUGAAAGUGGAAAAACCUAAACAGAAACGAAAAAGAGCCAAUAAAACAAAAUUGUGCAAUAAAUGUGGGAAGGAAGUUAACGAUAGUAGUGCAAAUUACUCGAGGCACGUCAAAAAAUGUGGGGAAUCUAAACCAACAUUUAAAUGCAACCGUUGUUUGGAAGAAUUUAAGUCUGAAACUAAUCUAAAGAAGCAUAUGACGUCUCACACAAACAUGAAACCUUUGAAAAUACCUAGCAAGAACGACUACGUAUGUACCAUAUGUGGUACAAGCAUGAACAGGCUCAGCAAUUUCACUCUGCACAUGAGGCGACAUACUAAGGACUACUCAGCCACGUGUAAAGUAUGUGGCAAAGGUUUUUAUAGACAAUCUGAAUUGGUCACUCAUAUGAGACAACAUACCGGCGAAACUCCAUAUUCGUGCAGAUUCUGCCCGCGGUUAUUUACUCGUAAAGACGUCUUGACUAGACACGUCCUCAUACAUUUAAAUGAAAGAUUAUUCGAAUGCGACUAUUGUGGCUGGAAAUGCUUUAAAAAAUACGAUUUACGAAGACAUUUACAGUGUUGUAUGAGAAAGCGCGGCAAACUGCCUAGCGAAAAAAAUAUGGCGGAUGAUAAGAAAGAAAAUGAACAAAUUACUGUGAUAUAUACAACGGGUGACGAUACCGCGAUUAAAAAACAAUUGCCGUUCAUAGAAACUGAAUUGAGCAAUUAGGAAACGGAAAAUAAAUCAAUGUUAUGA
Molecule: messenger RNA, 2754 nt
Organism: Helicoverpa armigera (cotton bollworm)
Lineage: Eukaryota; Metazoa; Arthropoda; Insecta; Lepidoptera; Noctuidae
Exons: 10
Coding region: 121-2727 (868 amino acids)
Cellular component (GO): nucleus
Molecular function (GO): zinc ion binding
Source: RefSeq, a predicted model, not a curated record